AUUGCUAGAUCAGCAAUCUGAAUCGAAUCAGGUGCUAAGAUCAGAGACCAUACAGAGAAGUGUCUUUACAGUGUCUUUUAUACACUCUGUAGGACUGAUCUGCCAUGGAUAACUUUCUACAGCGAAUGAAGAGGGCCAUGCAACGUGGUAGAUCUGCUUCCUUGCCCCCAGACAAUGAAGAUGCUGUGUAUGUACUGUUGCCAUACGUCAUGCAGAAUCAAGUCAAACCUGUUAGCGAACUUCUGUCCCCCAACUCAACAUUUGACGUCAACUACGUGUUCGGCAGAGCAAAGAGAACACUGGUACACUCUGCAGCGAACACUGGAGCAGCUGACUGUUUGGGUGUCUUGUUGAAGAAGGGAGCGCAUGUUAACGUACAGGACAAGAUUGGGUCCACUCCCCUCCACUUGGCAGCCAGGAAUGGGCACAAAAAGUGUGUACAGAAGUUAGUGGAGGCUGGAGCCGAUAUCAGAGUCCAUGACAACGAGGGACUUACAGCUCUGCACUGGAUGGCGUGCAACGGACGUACAGAGCUCCUGGUCAGUGUGUUAGAGAGUGGAGAGUAUGUGGACGUCGAGGACAUCCACGGACACACAGCUCUGCUGGUUGCCUGUCAAAAUGGCCACUACAAGUGUGUGGUCCAGCUGCUGGAGUUCAAGGCUGACGUGAACAGGUGCAGUAAGAAUGGAGGGAAUGCUCUCUACUUUGCGUGCAGACACGGCCAAGUGAAGUGUGUGCAGUUGUUACUGGACAGAGGAGCGCUAGUGGCCACUGACAACGACGGACUCUCAGUCCUAGAGAUCUGCGCUCAGGGCAAUUACUACGGGUGCGUGGAACUCAUCCUAAGCAAGUAUCCUGAGCAAGUGGACAAGUUGCUGGCUCUGGUGUUUAGUCAGCAUAUUGAAGAGAGCAAGAUGCAAGGUCUCCUAGAGUAUCUUAGCAACAGCAGUGUCCAUCUCCUGGCAGCUGUCCUCAACAAGCUGGCCAGUGACACAGCCACAGCCGGCAUGGAGCUGCUCAGCAUCAGUAGUAGCUAUCAGGAUCUGAUGCCUCAGUUCUUGCGUGCCAUUCGAAUGCUCUGCACUCUCCACAAGCACUUUGUAGCAGCCUACAAAACAAUGCCUUCAGAUUCCAUCAUCACUGGUUCCAUGCCGAACAGUCCCGGUAUCCAUGGGGACGGGCCAACAGCUGCCACUGUGAGGAGGGCAGGUAGCUUUGGAUCUCUUUUGGACAACCCUCCUCUGAGGCCCAGCGAUAGGCCAAAGAUUGGACGAAAAUCCUCUCACAAGCGGUCUCAUUCUGGAGGUGGAAAUUCCAAUUCCAAUACACCGAGGGAGGCCCGUUCCAAUACCAUUGCCACCUCUAGUGCAUCUCCAGACACACGCAGCAUUACUGGCAGCUACCUCUACCUCAUGGAUCCUUUUGAACAGCUGGAGAUGGUGUGGUCGUCUCUUCAGUCCUGGUUCGACCUCCUACGAGUGGAGCUAGAUAGAGUUGUUCAAAGGGAAUCAACUACUGAAGUGUUGACGCAAGUUGGGAGUCCAGUCAUCGAGAAGAAAACUGUGUUAGAAUCUGUGGAUUUUGGAACCGAUUCUGCGGAUGUAAUCGAAACUGAUGAAAUUGAUCUUUCGACUAUUUCAGAAGGUACGUCCUCACCUGAUAGUACGUCUGUAGUCUCCAAAGAUCGUCCAAGCACGCCCAGUAAACUACCCCUCAUCUCCCAAACAAGUAGCGUCCUAGCAGCUGCCAUCGUCAACAGUGCCCCGAGCCAUCGCAGAACAGCUUUCCUACAAGCUAGCAGUAGCAUUGACCAGACUACCAGUUCUUCUCUUACUGACCGGGACAAAAACUUAAAGAGACGAAGCUGGCAUGUCGACAGAGUGACUGCGCGACUGCUCUCCUCCAUGAGUCCCAGUAGCUCGCUUUCUCAGUUACCCAUUUUCAACAGGAGUGCCUCAACCAACUCCAACCACCUGUUGUCCCCUGUGGAACCUCCCGUUGGUCCCCUCGGCUCUGAGCUUCCAGAAGAGGAGGUGCGGUCCAAGCACGAGGCGGGGGAACAGAACCUGGUGGAGGUGUACGCUGACAGGCUGUGUGCGGUCACCCAUGCCUUCGCACUCACCUGCAAGACCCUACAGAGAUCUACCAAGAGUGAUGGUUUGUUGCCACGUUUCCUGGAGUUUAUCAACAAAUACGAGAACGUACUGAAAGUGCUCCUUGCAAGGAACCCCCAGCUGAUAUUCGCCCAUUUCCACUUUCUGUUGGAGGAGAUGGAGCUCAUGCAACGAUUUGUGCACAUUAUUCAUGCUCAGCCGUUUGAUGACCGGAAAAACUGGUUUUACGAGAAUCUUCAUAAGGAAAAGCCACCCUCCACAGAGAUUAACAUGAAUCCCGAGAACAACCUCAUUGAAGUGGAGAGAGACAACAUAUUCAACACGUCUUGCCAGAGGAUAAGUGACGCUCCAAUCCAUUCUCUAAAGAAGGAGCUGUACAUCCAGUUUGUGGGGGAGGCGGGUAUGGGGUCAGGGGUCAUGAGGGAAUGGUUUGACAACCUCUCACAGGAAGUAUUGAAUCCUGACUACGCUCUGUUCACUCAGUCGGCUGAUGGUGCCACUUUCCAGCCUAACAGUCUAUCUGAUGUCAACCCGGACCACCUGAGCUACUUUCGGUUUGCUGGUCGGUUGAUGGGACUAGCUCUCUAUCACAAGCAACUGCUCAAUGUCUACUUCACCCGGUCCUUCUACAAGCACAUUCUUGACGUCCCUGUUAGCUACCGUGACGUGGAGUCCAUCGACCCGGAAUAUGCUAAUAAUCUUCAGUGGAUCCUUGACCAUGAAAUCGACAGUCUCGGUCUGGAGCUGACGUUCUCCGUGGAAACAGACGUGUUUGGUGCAACGGAACAGAUCGAGUUGAAACCAGGUGGUUCCGGUAUUACAGUUACGGAUGAGAACAAGCGUGACUACGUGCAACUGGUGACUGAGAUGAGGAUGACACAGGCUAUUGGUCGCCAGAUACAGAGCUUCUUGGACGGUUUCUACGAGGUCAUUCCUCUUGAGCUCAUCUCACUUUUUGAUGAGUACGAAUUGGAGCUCCUCAUCUCUGGGUUGCCCGAUAUUGACGUCACUGAUUGGGAGAAGAACACUGAGUAUUCGUCUGGCUACGAGGCCGACUCACCCGUCAUACAGUGGUUCUGGGAGAUUGUGAAGGGCUAUGAUAAGAAGGAGUUAGCCAUUCUAUUGCAGUUUGCCACCGGAAGCUCUCGGGUUCCUCUGGGAGGGUUUGCUAGUUUGGUGGGAGCCACCGGACUCACCAAGUUCACCAUCACUCGACUGGACUACACUCCCAGCAGACUGCCCAUGGCCAGCACCUGUUUCAACCUGCUCAAACUACCCGAGUACCCAAGCAAGCAGCUGCUAAAAGAUAGGCUAAACAUUGCCCUCACGUGCGGCAGUGGGAUCAUAGACAUCACAUAAACUGACACUUUGAAGUUGUGAGUGUGUGUUGUACAUUGCACAGGGUGGAUUUUUUUAGCACUGCAUGGGAAUUUUUUAAUUUUUAGCACAUGAGUAUUAAAGACAAAUUUGCUUAGAAUAAAAUACAGGUAGUGUUUUUGUACAAGUGUAAUCCUUCAUACAGUGUUUAAACUCUAA
Molecule: messenger RNA, 3650 nt
Organism: Halichondria panicea
Lineage: Eukaryota; Metazoa; Porifera; Demospongiae; Suberitida; Halichondriidae
Product: E3 ubiquitin-protein ligase HACE1-like
Exons: 24
Coding region: 105-3473 (1122 amino acids)
Biological process (GO): membrane fusion; protein polyubiquitination; Golgi organization
Cellular component (GO): nucleus; cytoplasm; Golgi membrane
Molecular function (GO): ubiquitin protein ligase activity; protein binding
Source: RefSeq, a predicted model, not a curated record